GACUCCGGAGGGGAGGGGACUCGGUGCGAGAGGCUCAGUGGGGACAGUCCCGCGAGGGAGACAAAGAGCGUCCGGAGAGCGCGGCGAGCAUCGCUGCCACUCAGCCCGGCGCCUCGCCUCGCAGACUUGGGGACCCCGGGUUUGGGGCGCGCUGCGGAGCAGGCACGGGUGCUGGGGGGGACCCACGGAGCUACGAGAGAUGCGGACGCCGGUGGUGAUGACCCUGGGCAUGGUGCUCACGCCCUGCGGGUUGCUGCUCAAUCUCAUCAGCACGCUGGCCCCGGGCUGGCGGCUGAUGAAGGGCUUUCUGGACCAGCCGGUGGACCUGGUGCUGUACCAGGGCCUGUGGGACAUCUGCCGCGAGCAGAGCAGCCGCGAGCGCGAGUGCGGCCAGCCCGACGAGUGGAGCUACUUCGAGACCCAGGUGGUGCAGGUGGCCCGGGGACUCAUGAUCACGUCGCUGGCCACCACCGCCCUGGGGCUGCUGCUGGCGUCGCUCGGCGUGCGCUGCUGGCAGGAUGAGCCCCACUUCGGGCUAGCCGGCCUCUCGGGCGUCGUGCUCUUCGCCGCUGGUCUCUUCAGCCUCAUCCCGGUCUCCUGGUACAACCACUUCUUGGCGGAUCGCUCCGUCCUGCCCGCCCCGAGCAACCCGGUCACCGUGCAGGUCAGCUACAGCCUGGUGCUGGGCUACCUAGGCAGCUGCCUGCUGCUGCUGGGCGGCUUCUCCCUGGCGCUCAGCUUUGCUCCUUGGUGCAAAGAGCAUUGUCGCCGCUGUCGCAAGGCGCCCCCCUCAGGCCCGCGCCGCAGCAGCAUCAGCACCGUCUACGUGGACUGGCCGGAGCCCGCGCUCACACCGGCCAUCAAGUACUACAGCGACGGUCAGCAUCGGCCUCCUCCCACCGAGCACAGGGCCGCCGGCAAGCUCAAGGUCGGAUUCCCCAUGCCACGGCCGCCACCCAAGGCCUACACCAACCCGAUGGACGUGCUUGAGGGAGAGGAGAAGACAGCCACCUCCCAAGGCGGCUCCUCCACUCGCAGCACUCGGCCCUGCCACAGUUCGCUGCCCUGUGACUCUGACCUGUAGGUGCGGCUCACGCCCUGUCUCUUUGAGCUCCGCCUGGGGUCUAAGGGUGUUUUGAAUUUGUGUGUUACCGUGACAUCUGCCACCAGAACCCUGGACACUUUUCUCUAACGGGAGGGCAAGCCUUCCUUUCCUGGAACAAAAAUCUCCAGAUACUAGAUUGGGUUCAUUCAUCUUUUAAGGAGUUUCACUUUUGUCUCCAGAGCGACCUGGUCUUAUGCAGGGACAAUAGUAGAUGGCGUUUUUUGCAUAACUGCUAAUCUCAGUAGACACCAAAAAACUGCAGUCAGCCAAUCGGCUUAUAAAAGAGGCGCAGCACCUUGAAAGUACAGUAUUCUAGGCUGCCCGGAGUCUUCACAAAGUCACUAUUGAGGUGUUUUGUUUUGUUUUUCUCCCUGCUUCAGUUUCCAGCAAACUUGAGUGGCCAAAAGUUUAAGUCCGGUUGUGUUUGAAGGAUGUGCCAUAAAGACAGCAGCUUUCAUGGCUCUUAGGAGGUGAAGUAACUUGUUCACCUCGUAUUUGUAUUUCUUCGCGCAUACAUAAUAUUUAUCUUUCCUAAUUACUUACUACUGUGUAGGAGGCUGAGCUAAUUCAAGAGGCUGUCUUGCAGAAGCCAGGUGAAUGAAAGAGUUAACACAACACCAUCCUUUUCUCUAGAUACCUCACCCUGAACAGAGAUAUAUUUUAUACAAAACGAACUGUUAAGUUGCAUUUGGCUAAAGUCCAUAUGUGCUUAUCUUAUUUAUAAAUAAAAAUCGCAAAUGCCAGUUUUGGUAUCGUU
This is a messenger RNA of Meriones unguiculatus (Mongolian gerbil), 1862 nucleotides long. RefSeq names its product claudin 23 (gene Cldn23). Lineage: Eukaryota; Metazoa; Chordata; Mammalia; Rodentia; Muridae. Gene Ontology annotation, molecular function: structural molecule activity. Gene Ontology annotation, biological process: bicellular tight junction assembly; cell adhesion. The transcript has a single exon. Bases 200 to 1084 code for a protein of 294 amino acids. The record is from RefSeq and is a predicted model, not a curated record. Gene Ontology annotation, cellular component: bicellular tight junction; plasma membrane.